AUGUUAGGUACUCUUGUGGUUUCUCAACCAUAAUACGAAGUCGAAAAACCAAAAUAUUUUAAAUUCCAAAAAUUAGCUUAAUAAAGUAUAUCUUUAAUAAGCAAAUUUAUUGUGAUAUAAAUAGUUUUAUUUUCGGUGCAUUAAUCACUGCUAUAAAAUAAAUUUGUAAUCACAUCAUUAUAAAAUAUUUAGAUAAAGCAUAAUAAACUAUAUCAACAUGCUUUAAUUCUUAUGAUUAAAGAAACUAUAAUGAAUAAGAUUAUGUUAAAUAAUUAAAAUAAAUCACAACUUUCAUAAAAAUUGAAAAUUAAUCCUUUUGUAAAUUCAAUUUAAAAACCCUUAAAUUGUAAAUUUUAAAUUAGACUUAUAAACAAAAAGGAACAUGUAAUAUAUUUAAAUGAAAAGACUUAAAUAAAAUUAUAAGCAUUUAUUAGAAAGAAGAUAAAUUCAAUUGAGAUAUUGAAAGGUGUACAAUGUGAAGAGAAAAAUGUUAUGGCUAAAUUGAUAAGUAUGAAUGUAAGAGAAAAUAAAAGAAAUUAGCUUUUAAAAAAGGUUUUAAUAAAACAAAUUAAGAGUGGUGUAAUAAAAAUAAGAAAAUUAAUGAAUACACAAAUUUGUUCCAAAAUUUCAAAAAGAUUUAUUUUUAUCUUAUAAAUGGCUGAUUUCAUAAGAGAUUUCAUGAUUGGUGGUGUGUCAGCCGCUGUUUCAAAGACUGCUGUUGCUCCAAUUGAAAGAGUCAAAUUGUUACUCUAAACCUAAGAUGCUAAUAAAAAAAUUUAAGAAGGUGGUGCCAAGAAAUACAAUGGUAUUGUAGACUGCUUCAUCAGAGUCCCAAAAGAAGAGGGCUUAUCUGCCUUAUGGAGAGGUAAUUUGGCCAAUGUCAUCAGAUAUUUCCCAACAUAAGCAUUGAACUUUGCUUUCAAAGAUGCCUACAAAAAGCUCCUUUGUCCAUUUGACCCAAAGAAAGAGAGAUUCCUCUUCUUCUUAGGAAAUAUGGCUUCAGGUGGUGCAGCUGGUGCUACUUCCUUAAUGGUUGUUUAUCCACUCGAUUUUGCAAGAACAAGAUUGGCUGCAGACAUUGGUAAAAAGUCUGAGAGAUAAUUCACUGGAUUAUCAGAUUGUUUGAGCAAAGUUUACAAGUCUGAUGGUUUCAUCGGAUUGUAUAGAGGUUUUGGAGUUUCAGUUUUGGGAAUUGUAGUAUAUAGAGGUGUCUAUUUUGGUACAUAUGACACAGCUAAGGGUACAAUAUUUAAAAAUCCAAUGAUGAAUAACAUUAUUGCAAAAUUCAUUGUUGCUUAAUUCAUCACCGGAACUGCAGGAGUCAUCUCAUAUCCCUUAGAUACAAUUAGAAGAAGAAUGAUGAUGUAAUCAGGAAGAGCUGAUAUUCUUUAUAAAAAUACACUCGAUUGUGCUGUCAAAAUUGCUAAGAAUGAAGGAACAAAAGCCUUCUUCAAAGGAGCCCUUUCUAAUUUCUUCAGAGGAAUUGGUGCUUCACUCGUUUUAGUCCUUUAUGAUGAAAUCUAACAAUUCGUUGCUCCAGGAUCUAAAUCUUCAGGAGGUGAAUGAUACAUUAUUUUUACGUUCAAUAUACAUAUCCAAAAAUCAUAUAUCAA
Molecule: messenger RNA, 1613 nt
Organism: Paramecium tetraurelia
Lineage: Eukaryota; Ciliophora; Oligohymenophorea; Peniculida; Parameciidae
Exons: 7
Biological process (GO): mitochondrial ADP transmembrane transport; mitochondrial ATP transmembrane transport
Cellular component (GO): mitochondrial inner membrane
Molecular function (GO): ATP:ADP antiporter activity
Source: RefSeq, a predicted model, not a curated record